AUGGGUUCUAUAGCGUACCCUCAGCCGGGGGACUCUCUGUUGAGACCUAUCGUUGUCGACGGCAAGUCUUUUGCACUCAAUGGCAAGAAUAUAUCGUAUCGCUUCCACGUCGACGAGACGACCGGAGACCUUUUGUCCGACCACUUCGGCGGCUUGGUCACCGAGAAUCCCAUCAUCCCUGGAACAACGCCCUCGAGCGGUUGGUCCAUGAACGGUAGCUUUCGUCGAGAAUUCCCAGAGUCCGGAAAAGGGGACUUCCGGAACCCAGCAGUUUACAUCAAGCACCAUGAGGGCUUCACCGUUUCUCACUUUAGAUUCCAGUCGUACAAGGUUUUUGACGGCAAACCCGACUUCCCUGAGAUGCCGGCUACUUUUGGCAAUGUCGACGAAGUCAAGACGCUUGUUGUGAGCAUGUAUGACGCAUACUCGGACGUUGCGGCAGACCUCGUGUAUUCGGUAUUUGCGGAACACGACGCUAUCGUGCGGCGAGUUGUUCUCACCAACAAGAGUGCAAAGCCUGUGACAAUCGAGAAAGUGGCAAGCUUCAGCGUAGACAUCCCUGCUGCUGAAUAUGACAUGGUCUGCCUACGUGGUGAAUGGUCCCGUGAGCGAGCUGAGCUCCGUCGCAAGGUUGAGUACGGCAUGCAAAGCUUUGGCAGCACAACAGGAUACUCUUCGCACCACUACAAUCCAUUCCUGGGCAUCACCUCUUCGAAAACCACCGAGUCGUCCGGCGACGCCUGGGGGUACUCUCUGGUAUACACUGGAUCGUUUGCCGCCGAGGUAGAGAAGAGUCCUCACGGCUUGGUGCGCACCUCUAUAGGUAUGAACCAGUAUCAGCUCUCGUGGGACCUUCAACCCGGCAAGACUCUCGUGUCACCUGAAUGCGUCGCCGUCUACUCGUCCUCGGGCAUCGGCGGCAUGUCGCGCAACUUCCACCGUCUGUACCGUCAGCAUCUCAUCAAGAGCGUCUUCGUCAGCGAGCCCAGACCACCUCUCCUGAAUAGCUGGGAAUGUUUGUAUUAUGGCGUGAACGAGCGUACCAUUGAGAAGCUCGCCGUCACCGCGGCGGGUCUUGGUGUCAAGCUCUUCGUGCUGGACGACGGCUGGUUCGGCGACAAGUACCCUCGCAUCAACGACAAAGCGGGGCUGGGCGACUGGAAAGCCAACCCUGACAAAUUCCCGAACGGGUUGAACCGUGUGGUUGAUAAGGUGACCAAGCUCUCGGUAGCAGGAUCCAGCAAGAGGCUUCAGUUUGGCAUCUGGGUUGAGCCAGAGAUGGUCAACCCUAAGUCUGAACUGUACGCUGAGCACCCAAAUUGGGUAAUGAGCGCUGGACUGCAUGAUCGAAGCGAGACUCGGAACCAGCUGGUUCUCAACCUUGCCCUUCCGGAGGUCCAAGAUUUCAUCAUCUCGUCUAUGACGACCUUGCUCCAAGGCAACGCCAUAACCUACGUCAAAUGGGAUCAUAACCGAGCCAUCCACGAGAACUCGGCACCCCAAAACUACCAUGCCUACAUCUUGGGUCUGUACAAGGUGUUUGAUACUCUGACAACUCGCUUCCCCGACAUCCUAUGGGAAGGGUGUGCCUCUGGUGGUGGCCGCUUCGACCCGGGCGUCUUGCAAUACUUUCCUCAGGUCUGGGCAUCCGACAAUAUGGACGGCAUCGAUCGCAUCAGCAUCCACUUCGGUACGUCUAUAGUGUACCCUCUGUCGAGUGUAGGCGCGCACGUGGGUGCCUCACCCAGCCACGUUACCAAACGCACUCAGUCGCUCAAGUUUCGAGCCCAUGUGGCUAUGAUGUCUGGCUCAUUCGGGUUGGAACUCGACCCGGAGACGCUUGACGAGGCCGAGAAGAAGAUGAUACCUGACCUCAUCUCGCUGGCCGAGAGGGUCAACCCCAUCAUCAUCACCGGCGAUCUCUGGAGGCUGAGAUUGCCGGGGGAAGGGAACCACCCUGCUGCCAUGGUUGUGUCGCGAGACGGUAGCCAGGCUGUGCUUUUCGCCUAUCAAUUGCUGUCCACGGUGAUGCAUGAGAUUCCCGUCCUCAAGCUGCAGGGGCUGGAGGCCAUGGAAAGAUACAAGAUCGACAACGGCGCCAUCUAUUCCGGUGCUACAUUGAUGAAUGGCGGUAUCCAGAUUGCUUUCGAAGGCGACUGUGAUAGCCGGGUCAUGUGCCUGGAGCGACAAUAG
Messenger RNA from Exophiala spinifera, 2193 nucleotides. RefSeq lists its product as uncharacterized. Gene Ontology annotation, biological process: carbohydrate catabolic process. Bases 1 to 2193 code for a protein of 730 amino acids. The record is from RefSeq and is a predicted model, not a curated record. NCBI's taxonomy places the organism in Eukaryota, Fungi, Ascomycota, Eurotiomycetes, Chaetothyriales, Herpotrichiellaceae. The transcript has 3 exons. Gene Ontology annotation, molecular function: alpha-galactosidase activity.